Molecule: messenger RNA, 384 nt
Organism: Echinococcus granulosus
Lineage: Eukaryota; Metazoa; Platyhelminthes; Cestoda; Cyclophyllidea; Taeniidae
Exons: 2
Coding region: 1-384 (127 amino acids)
Cellular component (GO): membrane
Molecular function (GO): hexosyltransferase activity
Source: RefSeq, a predicted model, not a curated record
AUGGAUAUAAUCGAAAAAAACUGUCUGGGUAAGAAUACGAGCCAACCUGCACCAUGGAAAGUCCUCUUCAGUAUCCCCGUGCGACGAUUCGUGCCAAGAGGCCUCAACAGGUGGUCGGUGGAGAAGCAGGAGGUGCCAUGGGCAGUGUAUCCCACCUACAUGUGUGGUGUUUUCCUCCUGCUAGGCUUCCCACAACUAGAGCGAUUGGCGAUUGGUAUGCUCUUCACUCAGGCCUUUCCCCUCGAGGACGCCUACACGGGUGUGGUGGCAGCCAGAUUGGGACUUCGGCCAGGCAGUAUGUAUGAUCUGGUUCGACCAGAGCACAUCUUGACUAAGAGGCCGCGCAACCUUGAGUCUGUUGAGCACUUCCCCUCCAGGAUCUAA